GCUCAGUUAAGGAUUAGCAAUUGCUGAUUUCACAAAUGAUCAUCUCGAUCAAAAAAUGUGCUCUCAAAUUUUUUGAGCUUCAUCUACAAAUGUAAAUCUCUAAUCAGAGAAUAUCCACAUUAGCAAAUACCAACGAAAAAGUGAAGUGGAGUCAUCCGGCGUAAUCAAACAAACUAGUAGCGAAAAGCUGUGAUGGCAAGAUUUGAGAGCUACUUAGGGUUUGUUGUUUUAAUGGUCGUGGCAGUGGGAUUUUUGUCAGUUUCUUUUAUCCAGACCGAGCCAAAGUUGGAAUCCCCUCAGAUUUUCUUCAAUUCAAGUGAAACGAUGACACCGACAGUGUCAAGUCUGAGUGAUGCUAGUCAAGAGAGGCUGGACCAACUCUUCAGCUUGCUUCGAGAACAAGUUACUUCAUUGUCGCAUGUGCAGAAAUGUUUGGACUUAGUUUUGGACGGAAAAACCGACAACGAACAAAAUGGUUGUCCAACCCAUGAGUUUGUGAUGACCACAUUUGAUGCAGGUGGAUUAGGCAAUAAAAUGAGUGAAUAUGCCACCUUACUGGCGAUAUCAACCUUAACAGGAUUCACCCCAGUCUUGAGCGAGGACCAUUACAACGUUUUGAUUGAGGUAUUCCCGUCCAUCCCGUUCAAUGGAUCACAAAUCAGCAAAUCUUGCAUGGAAGCAGCAAAACCCUUAAAUCCAGGAAAUUUGCCGGAGACAAUGGCUUUCUUGGCCACACGUCCUCAAGAUCGAAUGCGUAAUAUUCGUUUGAAUACAUAUCCCAACGCAGUGUUCUACUAUGACAAGGUCAAAGGAAUCCUAAAAGAUCACUUUACUUUUAUGCCAAAAGUGGCUGAGCCGGCGGAAGAAUUUUUGCGUGCCGUUCGAGACCAAAUCAAGUCUACGGUUUCUGAACCAGUUUGGGUUGGUGUUCAUGUCCGUAGGACGAACUACAAACACCAUUUAAAUGUGACCCAAAAUGGUACCUUGGUGACACUUGAAUACUUCCAAAGAGCCAUGGUUAAGCUCAAAGAGACACUAAAAGUUUCCAAUCCAAGUUUUGAUCCAUCAAAUCUGGUGUACGUGGUGUCAUCUGAUGAUGUGCCUUGGAUCAAGACUAAUUUUCGAACUUUGGCCAAGGCUGAGAUCAUAAUUUACGCUGCCGAUGCCUGGAAGGGCUCAUUUAAAUUUCAACCAAAAUUUCUCGAUAUGUGCAUCAUGUCCAAAUGCAAUCACUCCAUCUUCGACUAUGGUACAUUUGGAUUCUGGGGUGCUUACUUGGCCGAUGGGCACACAAUAUUGUCUCAUAAUAUCGGCUCAAUGGAAAACAGCGAAGUGGAGAACAUCAAACCUGCAAAAUUAUCAAACUGGCACUUCAUUGAUGCUCACGGAGCAUGAACAACCACACAACAUGAUAUCAUUUUGCUUAAUUUAAUUUGCAAUUAAUAACUAAUUGCAAAUAUUUCAAGGAAUUCCAUUUUUUCACAUCUUUCAAAUCAAAAGCCCUUGCAAUAGUCUAGUUUCAUCAAUAGUAAGGAUACUCAAAUGAAUUCCUUAGAUCAUGCAGUAAACAUCCAAUUGCAAAGUUGUUGGCAAAACAAUCUCAAUCUGGAAUUUUUACUUUUUUGAUUUGAUUACCUAGGUGCUCUUUCACCAUUUUUCACGGAGACCAAACCGGGGGUAAAAGCAAAUGCUGCUAAGUAAGUUCUUUUGCCAAUGAAUCGUGAGAUUCCUGUUGUACAUUUCAGAAAGAGCCUCAAUUUCUAGGACUUCUACGCACAAAUAAGUCAAACAGGAACAAUGGGUUAAUGAGAGAGCGAGCUCUGCUAUUAGGACUACUAGAGCUCUGAGGACAUACUAAGACAACUGGGAUUGUACAGUUGUACAGUAUUCAAUGAUGGUACAAGGGAGGAUCGGACAGUACGUUUUCAAAUUGACUCAUGAGCUUUGUCCUCACCCAGGUUUUAGGGGCAAUUGUAGUAACCUUAGCAAACGUACAGGUUUGGUAACGGCUCGUGAGCAAUCCAUGACCUCGCUCAAUAACAUUAUCGUGGGGCCGUGUGCAAGUUAUGUAAAAGAUCGAUUGACUAAAUAAAGGUUUCAUUGUGUUGACUUUA
Molecule: messenger RNA, 2114 nt
Organism: Tigriopus californicus
Lineage: Eukaryota; Metazoa; Arthropoda; Copepoda; Harpacticoida; Harpacticidae
Product: galactoside alpha-(1,2)-fucosyltransferase 2-like
Exons: 4
Coding region: 193-1395 (400 amino acids)
Biological process (GO): carbohydrate metabolic process
Cellular component (GO): membrane
Molecular function (GO): galactoside 2-alpha-L-fucosyltransferase activity
Source: RefSeq, a predicted model, not a curated record